Trachymyrmex septentrionalis is the source of this 3924-nucleotide messenger RNA. RefSeq lists its product as uncharacterized. NCBI's taxonomy places the organism in Eukaryota, Metazoa, Arthropoda, Insecta, Hymenoptera, Formicidae. Gene Ontology annotation, biological process: regulation of DNA-templated transcription. The transcript is spliced from 3 exons. The record is from RefSeq and is a predicted model, not a curated record. Bases 534 to 3644 code for a protein of 1036 amino acids. Gene Ontology annotation, molecular function: RNA polymerase II cis-regulatory region sequence-specific DNA binding; DNA-binding transcription factor activity, RNA polymerase II-specific.
UACAUGUUCACGUCUCUCCCGUCAUUCUUCGAUCCGUCAUCCUUCCUAUAUCUCUUAAAUUCCUAUAAACUGACUUUGAUACUUGAUCGCACGCAUUAUUUUUGUGCUUCAACAAUUCUUACUGUGCGCAUGAGUCUACCUAGUAAAGAGAACGGACGCUGAGGUUGCCCGACAGUUUGCCCUGGAUCUGUUGACGAAGUCGGACUACGUUACACGACGAGCGUACGAAAUCGACCGUGUCUGCUCGAAAUCUCAGGCAUUGUGUAAAACACGAACGAAAGUACAUCGAAGUAAACAGUCCCAGUUGGUGCCCAUCAGUACCCAUCGGGCUAGUGCCACCUAUCCAGCACUGAAAUCAGUCCGAAUCAGUUUCGAUAGUGGUCGAGCUGGCUGGGUUGAGAAGGCUCAGCACAAACGCGUCCCUUCUGUCGAAUAAGGAUAGGAGAACUGAGAAGACGUGUAUACGGAGGAAAGGAGCCGACAGUAAAGGGUCGUAGCGCACCGAAAAGAGAGGGACUAUCGUCAUAGCGAUUAUGUGGAAUGGCGCCGAGAAAGAGGCAUGCGGUGAUGCGGUAGCGGUAGAAUCUAAGAAAGGCGCCGAGAUUGCCGAGAAUCGCUCAGCCAGUGACCAGCAACAGUUCGCGAGCAACAACACUGCCAACGUUCCCGUUUCGGAGGAAGGGAUUCAAGUACGAUCUGUUUUCCCGCAGAUCGCAUCGUUCGAAUCCUGUCCUAGGAUGGCUGACGACAACAUGACCAUCCCCGGGGACACGGAUGAAACAACAAUAUUGAUACCGCCUCCAAAUGUCGCUGAAUUCCAGAUUGAAUGCAAAACGGAACCGGGAACUGAAUUGGGCAACUCGAUCGACGAUGACCCAUUGGUAUUUAAUGAAUCCUCAAUACACAUUCCGGUAUUCGCACCUAUGAUAAAGGCUCCAGUUGUUUUAUUGGAGAGAUGUGAUAAAAUUUGGGAAACAUUACAAUUAAUAAAGACUGUACAGGUUGAGAAGCCAGCAGUGCUAACUAAUGAUGAUUGUGACAAAAAUGAAGAGGAAAAAAAUAAGGAGAAAGUGCAGCAUUUAGAUAAGGUUGAGCAAUCUGAAUCACAUGUUAAGAAUCAACCUAAAUUGAGAAGUGAUAACACAAUACCACCUUUUAAAGUUUCUGUCCUAAGAACAAAGAAAUUAUAUCCUUGCGCUAUCUGUGGUGUCCAAUACAUGGAAAGACGAUCCUUAAGAAAGCAUUCGGAAAGAGUACAUGGAAUUGUCAUUCCCUUACAACGUAAACGUUUGAAACAGAAUGCUUUAAACAAAAAAAAUUUCGAUGGAGCCAGUCAAGUUUCUUCUAUUAGUAAAGAAAAUAACAAUUCUGAAAAGAUUUAUGAUAAUAAAGAUUCAUGUGAAAAGGCCACUGCAAAGACAAAACUUACCAAUGUUGAAACUACUACUUCACUGCCUGCUCUAUCAGAACGGUUUGUCAAGUGUACAUUAUGCCAGCAAAAAGUAUUAUCUUUAAGGAAACAUUUAACUAAUUAUCAUAAAAUUGGAGGUUCUACAAGUGUAAUGGAACAGCUAGAAUCAUCAUUAUUGAGUGAGCCUAAAACAUCACCCGAAGAUAAACGAACUACAUUAAAAAAUGACCCACAUCAAGAUGGAUUUCGCUUAAUGGACAAUGAAAACGAUAUUCCUAAAACGUCUAAAGUCCAAGGGAAAAGAAAGUAUAAAUUGUCUUAUCCUAGAAAGAAACGCAAGUUGAAUAAUGAACGUUAUGCAUUUGUUCAGAAUCCGCCCACCGUCGCAAAGAAAGAAAUUUUAAAUGCUUGUACAUAUAAAUGUGACAUUUGCUUAGGAUUCUAUAAAACUGCUCAUGGUUUGUACAAACAUAAACGCAUUCACAAAUUACGUGGAGAAACUAAAGAAAAUUUUCAUAAAUUUCCAUGUAGAUACUUUAAUUCACCAUUUAAUAAAAACUACAAAUCAUUGCAAUCUUCCACAAAGUCUGCUAACACUGUUGCAAACAAUGCUAACAAUAGAAUAGAUGAAAAGGCUACAUCGCAAUUAAAUAAUUCCAACCGUAAUACAUUGUAUAAUCAAAAUAGUCCAAUUUCUAAUCGAGCUAUUCGAUACAAUGAAAGAAUUAACAAAAAUAAUGAAACUACUUGUAUAUGUGGAAGAUCAUUUCGAAAUCCUCAUACCUUGUUCCUUCAUAAAAAUAAUUGUGACUUAUGUCAAAACGAGGAUAUAGUAAAGAGCACUAGGGUCAGUAGUGAUAGAGACUCUGGUAUUGGCAUUAACAUAACAAUCAAGAAACGAAAUGAUUCAUAUGAGAUAGUUGGUAAAGAUGACGAAGAUAAACUUAAAAAUUCUCAAACAUGUCUCAAAGAAGAUACUUCAUCUAUGUCUUGCACAUCUAAUUAUACCAAAGAUUUCACUAAAGCAUCCGCUAAACAACAAGUAUCAAAUAUAUCUGAUUCAUCUAAAUACAGUAAAGAUCAUAGUAUUUUGAAGUUAGAAGAUACAGAUGAAGAUGUAAUCAUUGAUAUUGAAGACGAUGUACAAACUGCUCUUGAUGAAAAUAAUACAACAAAGAUGAUUGCACAAGGAAACGGCAAGCAGAAUUCGUCAAAGCUGGAAAAGGAUACAAAAGAUGGAAAAAUUGACAAAAUUUGCAAUGAAGUCAAUACAUUAAAGCAAAUGUGUCAAAAGGUUCUCGACAUUCGUGAAUCUAGGAAUAUAGAAAAUAAGAAUAAAGACUAUAACCAAAUUAAAAAACCGUGCAAGGAAAAUAACCAGGUUAAAAAUCAAGAUAUACAUCAAAACAAGCGGCAAUUACGAUCUACAAAUAAACGAUAUCUUUAUUCUAAAAUGGAAUCGGAUUAUUCUCAUAAUGAAACAAAGGUUUGUACGAUGCAAUUUAAACCAAUGAUAUGUGGAUAUUGUAAGGAACAGUUUAAUAAUAUUAAGUUAUAUGAUAAUCAUCAGUGUACUGUUAUAAAAGGCAGAUCAUUCGAUGAAUUUUCGCUACAGUUGCGGUGUUUUCUUUGUAAAGAAGUGCUAAAUAGUUACAGCGAAUUUGAUGACCAUAUGAGAUUCAAACAUUUUGAUCAUGGCUAUCGUUGUUUCCAAUGUCCCGAACGAUUCACAAGUGACAAAGGACGAUUAUCUCAUUUUCAUUUAGACCACAAAGAUUUGAUUUGUAGAUUUUGUAAUAAAAAAAUUACUAUUUCCUUAAAGACUCCACACGAAGGUUAUCAUUUAGGCUUUGGUUAUCCCUGCCAUAAAUGUAAAAAGGCUUAUACAAAUAGUAGGAAUCUUUCUUAUCAUAAAUAUACGAUACAUUUUAAUGGAGCUGAUAACUUGGUAACUUGUACUAUAUGCUUGAAAUCUGUGAAACUCAAAACUUUCCGUGGUCAUAUGAAAUGUCAUAAGCACAAUGCUUGUUAUUUUUGUGGCAAAGUAUUUUCUGAUAGAGUAGGUUUAGAAUACCAUACCAUGAUGAAUCAUGGUACAAAUUCCAAGUUAAAAUGUAAUAUCUGUGGUACGCGAUUUUAUACUAAGAAACAGCUUGAAAGACACGAGAAGAUCGAUGGAUGCAAUAAUGGCAUGCAACAGAAUGAAAAGCUGAACUGCAACAGAAUGUGUUGAGAAUGUUUUGUUGUUAAUAAAAAAUAAUAGGAAGGAAACGAAUCAACAAGGAAAGGCUCCUCUCGUGAAAUUAGAAUGAAAUUAAUCCUCGAAGACGAGAUGAAUUUGUAUUUCUCAGCUAUAACUUUGAAACAAAGUAUGAUAGCAUAAUUUCAAAACAACGUUGUGUCAAAUUUUGCGAGUCGUCCCUCGAACACGAGUCUCUAUCCGGAGCGGACGCGGCAUCCGCCGGAGUACCACUGUUUUUGCGUUAACUACCAGGUCUACAAGGUCAUACAGA